Molecule: messenger RNA, 450 nt
Organism: Striga asiatica
Lineage: Eukaryota; Viridiplantae; Streptophyta; Magnoliopsida; Lamiales; Orobanchaceae
Source: the annotation of a GenBank genome assembly
AUGACAGGUCUUGAAGGUUCUUCGGCAUGCAAAGUGACGAGUGACAGCAGUCUUUUAGGAUGGAUGAGACAUGUAUCCGAUUUUCGAUCGGAGUGGUCUGAGGUGGCUUACCUUGUGGGUGGGUCUGUAGAAAGAGAUUCGCUCGUUGUCGUCUAUCCCAUUGCUCUUAUUAUAGUGGUUGACAGUGGCUUUUGUAAGUCUUGCCCCUGGGCUCCGGUGGUUGCCUUAAUGGACAAGUGGAGAGCAAUGGACCAACCAGAAUCAAGUAAAAAUCAUCAAAAGAUCAAGCACGCUAGAAGAAGAACCUGGAAGAUGAAAAUCAAAGCCAAAAUCGAACAUUUUCUUUGGCGAGGAGUCAACAAUAUCCUUCAUGUACUCAGCAACAUCAAAACCAAAGGAUUGCAGGUCGACCCAAUUUGUAAAUUUUAUGGUGAAGGGCCAGAGACAUAA